Molecule: messenger RNA, 5724 nt
Organism: Cinara cedri
Lineage: Eukaryota; Metazoa; Arthropoda; Insecta; Hemiptera; Aphididae
Source: the annotation of a GenBank genome assembly
AUGAUAAUAAUUUGGAUGUUUCCUUUAACUGCUAAAACUAAAUUUACUGAUGAAAUAAUACCAAUUAUCAAUGACUUAAUAACAUUAUUGGACCAAAAACUUGAUCAAUAUUUUUCAUCGCUUGAUUUGAAAUUGUUUGAUUGGGUGAGGAAUCCAUUUAAUCCAAGUUUAGAAACUACACAUCUUUCAUCAAAAGAGGAAGAAGAAUCUGCAAAAUUAAAAUCGAUCGCACUCUAUCAAAUGAAGUUUAAUGAGUUCGAGCUAGGCGAAUUUUGGAUUUACACAAAAAAAUAUCAGAGUUUAACAAAUUUGACUCUUUCCGUAUUAUUACCAUUUUCAACGCCAUCUACGAGCAAGGUAGCUAUUUUUGCAUUGAACGAAAUUAAAAACAAAAAAAGGAAAAGAUUAAUUAUUGUCGAAGAGGAGUUAAGAGUCACCUUGUCAAAGAUUUCACCACGUAUUGAUGUAAAAAAUUAUGUAAGAAAUAUCAAUCACAAAUUUCUCAUUAAAUGUUUUAUGUUAUAUUUUUCUUUGUUAUUUUUAAGUUUACAUUAUCAAUUAAUUAUAAAUAUUUAAUAUUACCCAUUAUUUUUAUUUUUAUUAUUUUGUGUCACAAAGUAUGAAAUAUUUUAAUAGUGUGUCGCUAUAAUACAAAGGUUGAGAAACUCCAGAAUAAAUACUAAAGUUUAAAUUUAAAGUGUUGCAUAUAUAUCCCGCUACAAACAUACUAAGAUACGAAAUCAUAAGUUUUUUACUAAAUAAUAUAUUACUAAAAACUUAUGAUUUUGUAAAUAAAUUUUAAUAUUCCAUACUAAGAUUUAAGAUUAAAAAGCAUCAAGUCGCGUUUUACAUUUUGAUUGUGAUACACCCGAUGAUGAAUUUUUAAUCCGAAACCGUCUAAUACAGUUACCGUAUUAUACAGCGUAUAAUACACUUAUCAUAAUAGUCCAGGCGACGCAUUCAUUGCGCGUUCAAACAUACAUGUUUUAUUUAUAUGUUUAUUUACUAUAUGUAUAAAUAUAAAUGUAAACCAUUACCUAAUAUAGCGGCGAUUUUCUGUUAUUGUCUUACACAAGUGCAACAAAGGAAUUGAAAUGUGUUUUAUACAAACAUAACAAUUACUCUAUUGAAGCGAUAAGAAUUCUGAGAACCGAUUUGUAUUUGUCGUCAAGUCUACUUGAAAACCACACUUAUCGCGAAACUGAAAGCGACGCUACUAAAUACUAUAUGAAUUAAGUGAACUAUAAUAAUCAUAAAUUCAGAACACGAGAACAAUAGUGCGCAGUUGAACCCACAUUAAUAAUGGCUAACAAAAAAUAAUAUGAUAUCCAAAGAUACUGCACAAAAAGGACGCUCGACAAAACGAUAACAGCAACUACAGCCAAUGGGUACCACGAUCAAGGCGGGCCAUCUACACCACGGUUACAUACUCAUUACUCAGAUAGCGGUUAGUGGUUAUAAGUUAUAUAAUUCAAACAUUGAUCCAUUGACCGUAAUAUUAUAUUAUAUUUAAUGAUAAUUAAAUAUAAUAAAAAUUUAAUACAAUUCUUAUAUUAUCUAUGAUUACCUAUAUUAUAUUAACAGAUAAUAAUUAUAAAUAUUAUCAACAUUUUCUAAAACACAAUUUCUUAUCAAAUUGUUAAUUUUUUUUUUUUUUUUUUUGGUUGCGCACUGAACAAUGGACUGCCAUUUGUCUGUUCCUAGAGGGCCAAAAAUUAUAAUACGGAAUAGGUAUGCAAAUGUAUGCCUUACGCCCCUGCUUUCAGUCCUGAUGCCCCCACAAACACAUUCUUAUAAGUGUUAUUUAUUACCAUUUAAAAUUGGUUUCUGUUAUUAAAAGUGCAUAUAAAGAUUAUGCAGUUUACAAAAACAUAAAAUUAACAACGUAACUAAUAUCACGUUUACAUUUUAUUAUAAAACACUUUUGAGAAAUGUUGAUAUGUCAUUUUUGAUUGUUUCUGUUUAUUAUACAAUAAAUAUAUAAUUUAAAGUUGAAAAUAUGGUUUUAAAAAUCUGAUAUUUUUUCCCUACAUGAUAACAAGAGUAAUCAACAAAUAUGAAUCUGAUAUUUUUUCCAAAAAUCAAUACUAAUAUUAUUGUGACUCGUUAAACGCCCGAUGUCCUCUACUGGGGACACACUAAUAACUUAGUAAAAGACUUGGUAAAACAAAAACAUUAUUUUGGUCUUAUGAAGCUACCCAUUAUUAAAUAUUGAUAAACGAAAAAAAUUAAUUCCAGGUCUGAAAGGGUUAAUUAGGUUAAUAGGUAUAUGGUACAAAGAAUAUUUUAUGAAGUCUACUUACGAUAUCAUUAGCUAAAAAUGUGCAUUUACUUACCUAUGUUUCUGUUUCCAACAAUCCGUGCAUUAUCCCCACAAAUAUAAAUAAUAAACUGCGUACGUUUCACGAAACUAGACUACGCAGUGACGCUUCCGGUGGCAGAUUUUCGUAAGGGUUUCCUAAACGUGACUAAAAAAGCACGGUAAUUUAAAAACGACACGGCAAUCAACCAUUGAACAGCUGGCCCUGUUGAUAUGGAUUUUACCUUCCACUGCCAAACAUUUUAUAACCUCCGUAUCGGUACCAUAGAUACUCCAUGAUAAACACACAGUCAUAUUUUUUAAAAACCGUGCAGUAUUUCAAAUUGCCGCGUAUUGUGUGCAAGUUUGAGAAACCGCGGAACAUCGAAAUUUCACUACCGGAAGUGCCACUGCGGAGUCGCUAGUUUCGUGAAAUGUACUGUAGAUUGCUUAUGGAUGUAUACCUGUAUGAGAUUAUUGAUUAUUACUGUAUUAGUAUAUUAUAACUUGGAUUACUACAGAAAAUAGUGUAACCGUGAUUUCUGUUAUAUUUUGUGAAUUAGAGAUCUACCAAUUUUAUCAAUUAUAUGAAAAAAAAAAUUAUUCAUUAUGUGAUUAUUUUUCUACGAGUUUUAAAUUCAAAUUUUGACAAAACUCAUAAAUAUUACGGCCUUUCAAAAUCUGUAUCACCGAACUUCGAUUUGAAUCGUUUUUCGUUAGCAAUGGUUUAUCAUUGCUUAAAGAUAUAAAUUAAAUACCUAUUCGCAUGUAUCCUACCUAACGAAAAUUUGUGACAAAUAGACAUAAUCCUAUCCCGUAUACACGGAUACGUACAGGGAUACACGGGUUCAUACGAAAAAAUACAGUUAUAAUUAAAAAAUUGUACGUAAAAUCAGUAAAAAUAACGAUAAUUUGGUUUUCGUGGUGUUUUAAUUUUUCGGGAUCCAUAGUACUUACGUAGGUAUCAGAAUUUGCAGCGACGUACCUAAAAUAAUCCAUACUAAUCAUGUAAAUAUCACGGCCUACGAUUUAAAAUUUAGUAUAUCUUAAACCGUGUCACGAUUCACGGUCUAAGAUUUAUUAUAUCCAUGGUAAAUAUCGAAGAGCUUAUCAAAAAAUGAACUGACCUAUAACCAAAUAAAUCGUGAAUGAUACACUUUGCUAUAUGCCCAGAUAACUUAUAUCUAUCUUAUAAUUAUCUUAUAGUUAUGGUUACCAGACGUACUGUUUUUCGAUGAAUUGUCCUAUGUCCUUAACAAUAGUGUUACGUACAUGAAAUUGUACGCUUUUUUUGAAAAUUAUAAAUAAUAAAUAAUUAAAUAUAAAUAUGUAAGAAACAUAUAUAAAUAUAGUUUUAUAAUUUUCUUAGCUAAAUGCUUACCUUUAAAAAUGAAUCUGCAUAUGUAUACUUAAGUUAUACCUUCUUAAGUUGACUCAAAAUUCAAAGUAUCUUCAUCGUAUAGACACAAACCGAAUGAGUUGACACUAUGGUUUUAUUAGUUUUUACAUUUGAUAAUAGACAAAAUAUUAACAAAGUAAUCAGAUGAUAAAAUUAAAAAUGUACAUAGACGGAGAUGAGCUAUGGGUAAAAUGCGUAGAACAGUACCUAUACACAAUACACAAUGGCCAAUUCUUUCAAGGGAGGGGUUUUCUUUAUAAUGGAUGACCUAAAUUUUGAAAUGUACUUUUUUUGGGAUUUUCAUAUCUGGUCACCAUGCUUAUAGUUCAAUGUAUAAUGUAUAUACAAUUACAGGGAUGCCUACAUUAUAGGUAUCUGUGAUAUGAAAUCAAAUACGCUUAGAUGAUAAUAUGAUAACAAGAUCAUAUAUGAACUAAAGGGAUAGGUACACAACCAAAUAUCACAAUAUUUGUUGUUAUUAAUUGUUUUUAUUAUUAUUAGUUCAUUCUUGUUUCUUGAAAUAUCAUUGUGUGAUAUGCAUAAUAUACAUAUCAUAUACAUUGUUUAUACCUUAUGUGCAUGGACACUAUGUUUAAGAAUAUUAAGUUCUUUGUUGGUGGGUGGUGAUCUUAGAAUAAUAUUACUCUAAGGUGGCGAUAUAUGUGCAAGCCUGGGCAUUAACGAGUUAAUUAGUUACAAGUUAAGUUAUGUUAACUUAUUAACUUAACUUAAUUCCUUUAGAUAAAAUUAACUUAACUCAUUUUCUCCAAGGUUAACUUGAAUGAACGUAUUUUUUUUUCACUUUUAUCAAUUAAGUUAAUUUUGAAUUUCAAAACCAGAAAAACAUUUUUGUUCAAUCCAAAGUUCGAUUACAAGUUCAUAGAAUCUAGAAAAUUAUCAAAAAUAAAAUAAAAGAUUCCGAAGAAUAAUAUAUUUUUAUUAAAAGAUAAGAACAUUUUGAGCACAAUAAUAGGGGUACCAGGAAACAAUAUUCGGAUCGUAUAAAUGACUAUAAGUCUAUAAUAGCCAAUAGGCAGUAAGUAUUUUAAUAUCAAUGAAUCCAUGAAUUAUGUUUUACACUACUGUGUUAGCUGUUAGUGUUGAUAGUUGUUUUUGCAGUAUUGUGUAUUAUUUUACUUUUCGCACUUCUUUUACUGCCUACCAUUUCAAGUCCUCGUGAAGUCUCAUUCCUACAAGAAUACAUCAAUGUAACUUUUACAUACAUAUUUGAUAUUUGUUACCUAAUAUAUGAAUAAUUGUUUUAUUUUUAGAUCAUGAAACCUUUAUCUAGAGCUUUAGAUAUAUUACAGGGUGAUAAAAAUGUAUCAUUAGGAUAUUUGCUUCCCACGAUUAAUGCUCUUCAACGAGGAUUAAAUAAAAGGUAAUAUUUCUGUUUAAAAUAGUACUUAACUAAGUAACUAAAUGCUUGAAAUGCUUAAGAAAAUGAUAAAAACAUAAUUUUGUGUUAAUUAAAUUAGUUAUUCGUAUUACAUAAUAAUUAAUAUACCAACACUAGAACCAGAAUUUUAAUUUAAUUUUUUAAUAACUAUAUUUUAAUAAAUGUAAAUACCAUGCAUUUUGUUUUAAAACUUAAUAAUUUAUGGUUCUUAUUAUCAAUAUUUUUGUCGAAAUAGUGGAAAAGUUAAAUGCUUUAUUCUAAUAUUGCCUCAAAAAGAUAAAUUAAAUCAAUUGUUAAAUAGUCAUUAUUUUAAUUUGUUUUAUACGUAAUUCGAUUAAAAUAUAUUUAAAAUAAGUAAAUAUAUAAAUAAUUGUAUUGAAAUAACUUCAUAAAAUCAUUUAUAUUUUAAUUUUUAGAUUCAUGAUAUACAUGCAGUCCAAGAUGUGCCAAAUUGCAGCCUGUUUAGUUCCAAAAUUUAAAUUAAAUUGGGUUACACAAGAAGAACGGAACGGCAUUAAGAAUACUUUUAUAGAAGCUGUAGUUGAUUAUUCAACNGGGAAAAUAGUUCUGAUACAAAUGUUGAUAUCAAACUUCUGGUCAAUAAUUAUUUGUCUAAUGGAAAUUUAA